Physcomitrium patens is the source of this 1045-nucleotide messenger RNA. RefSeq names its product outer envelope pore protein 16-3, chloroplastic/mitochondrial. Lineage: Eukaryota; Viridiplantae; Streptophyta; Bryopsida; Funariales; Funariaceae. Gene Ontology annotation, cellular component: TIM22 mitochondrial import inner membrane insertion complex. Gene Ontology annotation, biological process: protein insertion into mitochondrial inner membrane. The record is from RefSeq and is a predicted model, not a curated record.
AAUGCCUCUCGUUUUUUCCGUUUGUUCUUUGGGUUGGAAAUUUCUUAGAUUGCUAUUGAUCUUAAAGCUGGGUUGUUGGCGAUGUUGGGUUUUAGAGCCCACUCUAAGCAGGAGUAGGGUGCGAGUGGUGAUUGAAGUUUCUGGGAGCGAUGGAGAGCGACAAGUACGCUCACAUGGAUCCAGACGAGCUUCGGAACUUGGGGGAAUACGACACUAUUGCGUUCAGGACCGCUAGUGCGGCCGGGUCGAGUGGUUUGGCGGGCAUGAUUCUGGGGGCCAUUACAGCGACAUGGCAGGAUGUUCCGGCCGUCGAGAGGAACGUCGCAAUGCCAGCUUUGAGAAAAACGGGGAGGAUCAUGGGUAACUAUGGCCUGACGUUUGCAGCAAUUGGUGGUCUUUUUGCAUUUACGGAUGCACUAGCUUCCUCUAUUCGCGGAAAGAAGGAUGUCUGGAACUCUGCAUUGGGCGGUGCUGCCGCUGGGAGUGUUCUCGGUCUUCGAGCUGGGAAGUUGCCUGUGGGUAUAGGUGCAGCUGCGGCACUGGCAGCCUGCGCUGUGAUCGUUGAUGCAGGAGGCCAAACUGUGAGGACCCCCACCGGACGCGAGUAUUUGCCCUAUCCCAGGACCAACCCAGAUCUUUAGACACUGCUUUCAUUCUUUUCUUUUUUCAGGAAGAAUAGGUGUUCAUUGGCAGGCGAAUGUCAUGCAACAUCAUUAUGUAGCUAACGAGGGAUUCCUACCCUGUUUUGAAAGUUGCCUGGUUCUCAAGGUGAGGUUUCAAGUUAGCUCAUUAGUGUUUUGCAGCGAAUCCUCCCUAUGUUCAAGGCAUCAAAGUAAUCAUCAUGUUGAAUGGGUUCAAAUGCAGAGUCCUUUCAUGCCUCACUCUUUUAGAUUUUGGGUGAUGCUUCAUAUAUUUUGUGCCAAUGUGGGAUUAGUAUUUCCACGAUUUGGUAAAACUUUCUGCAAGAUACUUCUUGUGCCACUUUUGAUCAGCAAGUUUAGUUGGUUUCCAAGUCACAUAUAGUUGGCCGUUACCAUCGAACAGA